Rhopalosiphum maidis (corn leaf aphid) is the source of this 1296-nucleotide messenger RNA. RefSeq names its product ADP-ribosylation factor-like protein 3. Bases 674 to 1216 code for a protein of 180 amino acids. Lineage: Eukaryota; Metazoa; Arthropoda; Insecta; Hemiptera; Aphididae. Gene Ontology annotation, biological process: cilium assembly. The transcript has 4 exons. Gene Ontology annotation, molecular function: GTP binding; GTPase activity. Gene Ontology annotation, cellular component: cytoplasm; microtubule cytoskeleton. The record is from RefSeq and is a predicted model, not a curated record.
ACAAAAAUAUUUAGUACAACGCUAAAGAAAAACGACUGUGUAUCUCUCGUUUAACCGUUUAAGUAUAUAGGUAAGUACUUUAUAUACAUAAUAUUUAUCAUGUUAUCAUUGCUACUCUAAACGUUUUUUUAAUCGCACACUAUAUACCGGUUAUAAAAUAAAAUACAUUUUACGAAUUUUAAAUUGUAUAUUAGUUGAUGUAUGUACAAUAUAAUAUACCUAAUAGCUGAUUACAGCCUACAAGGAGCACUUACAAAUACAUAAGCUAGUUCUUCGGAGACUUGCACUCCCAGUUCGAAACAUCCUUUGAUCACUUUCCUAAUAUGUUUUUCUUCGAGCAACAUAAUGUACGCUAAGUUAUUGAGAUGAUUGCGUUACCAAACAUGAGUUGCACACAAUGCAAUACAACACAGGUAAUUAGAAUUUCAAAUAUUAUAUUGUUAUUUCCAUAGCAACACGAUUGCCUCAAAGAACAUAAACAAAAAAAAAAACAUAUCCGAUAUACAACAAAAAUCAAUAGAAAAUGACAUAGUUCUCUUUCGUUAUUGUUCAGAAAGUAUAAAGUACCUACUUUAUAUUCAUUUUUUUUUUUUUAUAAAAUAAAAAAUAAUAUGACGGAAACUGCAGUAGACUAAGUGUGGUGAUUGGACCUGCAGUACUUACCUAUCGAAAAAUGGGGUUGUUGUCGAUGCUGAAGCGGUUACGAUCAUCGCCGGACAAGGAGCUUCGCAUCCUGUUGCUGGGUCUGGACAACGCGGGAAAGACGACGUUAAUGAAGAAACUCGCGUCCGAAGACGUUUCGCAUAUAACGCCCACGCAGGGUUUUAAUAUUAAAUCCGUUCAGGCGGAUGGCAUGAAACUGAACGUAUGGGAUAUAGGAGGACAACGUAAGAUAAGACCGUAUUGGCGCAAUUAUUUCGAAUUCACCGACAUACUAAUUUACGUAGUAGACAGCGCAGACAGAAAACGCGUGGAUGAAACAGGAUUCGAAUUGAACGAACUGCUCAACGACGAUAAAUUGGUUGGUGUACCAGUGUUGGUAUACGCCAACAAACAAGAUUUGGCGCUGGCGGCAAAAGCUUCGGAAAUAGCGCAAGAACUGAAUUUGCAUCUAAUUCGCGAUCGGCCGUGGCAAAUACAGGCUUGUUCGGGUAUACGCGGGGAAGGCAUCAAAGAAGGAUUGGAAUGGAUCAGUCAAAAUGUAAAAAAGAAGUAAUAAUGUUAAUUUAUUGAAUAUUUUUCACUCUAAUUACUUUAUAGUUUGUUUCAUAGGUUUAUGUAAGAAUUACUAAUUAG